This is a messenger RNA of Etheostoma cragini (Arkansas darter), 1255 nucleotides long. RefSeq names its product trafficking regulator of GLUT4 1-like. Gene Ontology annotation, cellular component: membrane. The coding region runs from base 269 to 820 and encodes 183 amino acids. The record is from RefSeq and is a predicted model, not a curated record. Lineage: Eukaryota; Metazoa; Chordata; Actinopteri; Perciformes; Percidae. The transcript is spliced from 3 exons.
CGUCCGGACGCUCACCGCCAACUAAACGCGAGAGGGACUCAGAUAUCAAUAACAUCUCGCUCAUCAAUAAGACAUUGUGAUGGAGUUAGACUGCGUAAUUAAAUAGGUUGCCUUGAAGGUAUUGGGCUUUCUGAAUUUAUAAUAUUUAAUCUAAUGACCCCCAAUGGAGAACAUCUGAAGGACGACUCUUCAGCAUCUUCAUCCAAAGAAAAGCGGCUCUGUCAGCCAGAUACUAAGACUUGGAGAUUUUUUUUUUAGUCUCUCAGUGAUGGCUAUCAACACUGAUGCUGCCUAUGGGAAAAGCGCCCUCGGCGACAGGGAAGUUUCCAAUCCUACCGACUUCCAGGACACAGAGCAGCUGCUGAGCACCGCGACCACUGAGCCUGCCGGGCAGAGCAACAUCAAACCGUCCGACUCCUUCUCCCUCAACAUCAGAGGGAGCGUCCAGUCCCUGGAUGCUGACCAGAACGGACACAGAUCACCGCUGAAGUCGGGCUCCAUCGGGCAUCUGGCGACCCCACCCAAAUCCUUGUCCCGUCUCAGCCUGGGUCCACUGCCCUCCCCGGUGUCGUCCGAGUCCGUGCCCCCAAGUUACCUCUGGCUCGCCGUGUUGUCCUGUUUCUGCCCCGCAUUGCCGCUCAACAUAUGUGCCUUGUGGUAUGCAAAUGUGUCGAGGUCUGUUCUGCAUACAGGAGAUAUUGAAGGAGCAAGGAAGUUUGGCCGUCGUUCUAUGCUGCUCAGCUGUCUGGCAAUGCUGCUGGGUGUGGCUGUCAUCAUCUUCAUAGUGUUUACAAUAGAGACCCAAAAAGACCCAAAAUGAAUUGUGGGUUGGAAGGAGUCUCCUUUAACUUCACCUGAUCUCAAAUUUGCAAGGACCAGAAGAGGAGGAGGAAUGUUGUUUUGAAGAUGAAAAAAGCACAACAACUGAGUUGAAAACAAGCUGAAGAGACUCUAAUGUACAAAUGUGCUGUUUUGUUGUUGCUAUGGACGAAAAAAAGAAAAGGGAAAGAAGUUGCAGUCUCAUGUCAAAUAACCCCACAAACUCAGGAAGAAAGAAAGCAAAUGAAAGCUGCACACGGUUGUAGUGUUGGAUCAUCAGACAGCACAUGCUGUGGAGAAACUACUCAUAGUCCAAACUAGAGGUGCACUGAAGUACACACAUGCCUGACAAACAGACAGAGCUGCAUUUUGCUUAAUAAAAAAUGGCAAUCAUCAGAUAAGAGGAUGUCCCAAAGAAAACAGACACCAUCUACAU